Phragmites australis (common reed) is the source of this 1198-nucleotide messenger RNA. RefSeq names its product germin-like protein 1-1. NCBI's taxonomy places the organism in Eukaryota, Viridiplantae, Streptophyta, Magnoliopsida, Poales, Poaceae. The transcript has 2 exons. Gene Ontology annotation, biological process: plasmodesmata-mediated intercellular transport; regulation of root development. Gene Ontology annotation, cellular component: plasmodesma; cell wall. Gene Ontology annotation, molecular function: manganese ion binding. The record is from RefSeq and is a predicted model, not a curated record. The coding region runs from base 424 to 1080 and encodes 218 amino acids.
GCGGCGAAUCGACACCGGCGUGUCUGUCAGACUGCCAGAGCAAGAAACGGAGACGCCGGUGUGUGCCAUCCGGUAUCCACGCGGCCACGCCAAGUUGCCACGCACAGAAAAAUAUAUUCAACGCCGCGCGGCAUCUACGACUGUUUCCAAGCCCAAUCGUGUAGCAGUUCGCCUAAGCUGCAUAAACAAAACUAUCUUCUUGAUGCUUGUCCUUCUUCCAAGGUUCCUACCCCGUCGUCGCCUUCCCCCGUUCCCCGGGUAUACCGUAUACAGAGAGCUCCUGUCUUAACCACUGAUUAGGCUGGGUAAAUCUCCCUGCCUAUAAGUACGGGCUCCUACUCUGCUUGUUUCCAAACCCAGGGAUCACUCAUCCACUACGUGUUGAUUAAGGCAGCUGCAGGUAGCAUCAUCCCCCGACCGAUCAUGGCACGCAUCCACCUAUACGUCGCCGCGGCCUGCACCGUCGUCCUCGCGCUCGCCGUGCUCUCCCUCGCCGGCGACCCCGACAUGCUGCAGGACAUCUGCGUCGCCGACCUCGCCUCCCCGAUCAAGCUGAACGGGUUCCCGUGCAAGGCGAACGUGACGGCGGACGACUUCUUCUUCGCGGGGCUCAAGAACCCCGGCAACACCAACAACCCCGCCGGGUCGGUGGUGACGGCGGGCACCGUCGAGAAGUUCCCGGGCGUGAACACGCUGGGCGUCUCCAUCGCGCGCAUCGACUACGCCCCGGGGGGCCAGAACCCGCCGCACACGCACCCGCGCGCCACCGAGAUCGUCUUCGUCCUCGAGGGCACGCUCGAGGUCGGAUUCAUCACCACCGCCAACAAGCUCUUCACUAAGACCAUCACCAAGGGGGAGGUCUUCGUCUUCCCGCGCGGCCUCGUGCACUUCCAGCAGAACAGGGGCUACGGCCCCGCCGCCGUCAUCGCGGCCUUCAACAGCCAGCUCCAGGGCACGCAGGCCAUCGCCGCCACGCUCUUCGGCGCCGCGCCACCGGUGCCCACCGACAUUCUGGCCAAGGCCUUCAAGAUCGGCAACGGGGAGGUGGACGCCAUCAAGGCCAAGUUUGCGCCCAAGUAGCCCUUGCGCUUUGGACCGUUUGCAUUCAUUAAUUUCUUAAUAAAUCGCGUUGUGUUAAUCUGUAUGUCACAUUUGUUAUUUCUCCUCUGAACAAUAAGAUCGUAAAUUUUGUGUUGUA